CAGGAAGCAUUCCUUUAGCUUUUCACUUAUCCGAAGAUAGACUACGAACGGUUUCGGCUUUUGGAAUUGGGCUUCUGGUUGGUGCAGCACUGAUAGUUAUAAUUCCUGAAGGUAUUGAAACACUAUAUAGCGUUCAAGCUUCGUCUACCGAGGUUAAUUUAAACGGAAUUUCGCAGAGUAAGAAUGUAGAGGUUGUAAAUGAUGUCUUUGAUAAACGUGGUUGGUUGUGGAAUAACCAAGUAAAACGAGACGAGACUAGUGACGAUAUAAAACCGUCAUACGCUCUCAGUAAAAGAACCCUUGAGGAUGACACAUUUUCAACGGCUUCGGACAAAGAAAAUUCAAAUCACCAUUAUAUAGGAUUUGCAUUAAUAACAGGAUUUGCAAUGAUGUUUGUAAUCGAUCAAAUAGAUACAACACACGGGCAUUCUCACAAUCGCGUUAGUGUUGUCAGCGUCACAGAGCUUCGUUCACUUACCAAUGGAGGAGAUCGUGAAGAUGAAGAUCAUGAGAUGAUAAGUUCUUCAUCUACACAUAAAAAACCGGCAUCCGCUACGAUUGGACUUGUUAUACAUGCGGCAGCAGAUGGAAUUGCAUUAGGAGCUUCAGCAAGUGAACCAGCACUUGAGCUGAUUGUUUUUUUAGCGAUUAUGCUACAUAAGGCACCAUCCGCUUUUGGUCUGUCUACAGUUUUGUUACGUGAAGGACAUACUCGUAGGCAGGUCCGGCAACAUUUGUUGGUUUUUGCAUUAGCCGCUCCAUUGUCCGCACUUGUGACAUAUACUUUACUGCAAAGAAACAACGAGUUAGAUCCAACCGGUAUGAAAUGGUGGACCGCGAUGUUAUUACUUUUUUCCGGGGGCACAUUCUUGUAUGUUGCGAUGCAUGUAAUGCAAGAUAUUAUUAGCAGUGCAAAAGAUGGUGGAAUCAACGGAGGACAUGGCGGUAAAUUAGAAAAAUCGCAUAUUGGUUUCAUGCUAUUAGGAAUGUUUCUACCGUUGGUACUACAUUUCGAACAUGGACAUUAA
Acaulospora morrowiae is the source of this 1028-nucleotide messenger RNA. Lineage: Eukaryota; Fungi; Glomeromycota; Glomeromycetes; Diversisporales; Acaulosporaceae. The record is from the annotation of a GenBank genome assembly.